UGCUAGAAGGAACAUCUCAAACCAGACCACCACUAACCAUUAUUAUGGAUAAUUCUAGUCUGAAACGACGUCUUGAGAGGCUGGAGUGCCACUUCACCUGGCAUCUGGAGUGCAGUACAAAUGAACUCCAGGAUUUUCUGAGCAAGCUGAAUUAUAUGGACCAGGAAACGUGCACUUGGCCAGUUCACUAUUACAACCUGCUAGGCUACACUCAUCAGACUCUUGGCUCCAACACAGAGGCAGUGAAGCACCUGCACAAAGCAGAAAGUGUGAUCCAGGAGCAGGGAACAGGAGUCCAGCUUCAGGUCAACAAAGCAAACCUGGCUUGGGUCUACUUCCAUUUGGGAGAGAUGGAUAAAAGCAAAGGAUAUCUAGAAGAGGUGGAGAGGCUUCAGCGAAUGCAUCCUGCUCCACCUGAAUGCACUUUACACCCUGAAGUCAGCGGAGAAAAGGCCUGGACGUUGGUGAAGUUUAACAAGUCCAAGAAGCGCGAGGCGAUUGAUUACUUUAAGAUGGCUCUAAAUGCAGAACCAGAUAGGAAGGAAUGGCACAAAGGACUUGCCAUAGCCAUGAACAUAGAAUUUGUACCGCCUGAAUUCACUCUAGAUGAGAUUGUAGAGCAACUGAAAAUUGCACAUGAAAAAGAACCAAAUAGUUUGUUCUUUCAUUCUCAUUAUUUACUAAAACUGUGCAAACAGACAAAUGUGUCCAUUGAAAUGGACAUGCAAGGUUUACUAGAAAGAACUCUUGAAACUGGAAACCUGGAGUGUUUGCAAGUUAUUCUCAGGUAUUAUAGAGAACAGGAUUCUUUAGAUAAAUCUAUUCGAGUAGCAGAGACAGCUCAUGAAAAGUUCCCCUCUUCAGUUAAAGCGUUGAAACAAUUGGCAGACAGCUACAAAUGGAAGAUUUACAGCAUGGAAGACAGCGAGGAAAGGGAGACUUUGGCUAGGAAAUCCAUUAAGCUCUUUGAGGAGGAUCUUAGAUAUUACCCUCACUCAUACAAAGUAAAGAUAAACCUUGCAUCACUGCAUUGUUACACACACGAAUUUGAGAAGGCAGAUGAGAUUUACAAGAAUCUCCUGUCAGAGGAAAAUUAUCUUUCUCCUCAUAGACAACAGCACUUAUUUUAUAGUUAUGGCCAACAUCUAAAUCAUAAUAGAUCACAAUCCAGAGAGUCAGUCUCCUUUUACAUGAAAGCAGCAGAAAUCCCAGUAAUGACAGAAUGCAAACAAAAGAGUAUAAAAGUCCUUACAAACAUUAUGAAAAGGGGCAAAAACCCUCGCUGUAUGGAAAUUGUGCAUUUUCUGGAGGAGGCAAUUAAAACUUCUGAUUAA
Molecule: messenger RNA, 1334 nt
Organism: Rhinichthys klamathensis goyatoka
Lineage: Eukaryota; Metazoa; Chordata; Actinopteri; Cypriniformes; Leuciscidae
Product: interferon-induced protein with tetratricopeptide repeats 2-like
Exons: 2
Coding region: 45-1334 (429 amino acids)
Biological process (GO): defense response to virus
Cellular component (GO): cytosol
Molecular function (GO): protein binding
Source: RefSeq, a predicted model, not a curated record